Messenger RNA from Saccharomyces mikatae IFO 1815, 702 nucleotides. It is a transcript of the gene MIC27, whose product is annotated as Mic27p. The record is from RefSeq and is a predicted model, not a curated record. The transcript has a single exon. The coding region runs from base 1 to 702 and encodes 233 amino acids. NCBI's taxonomy places the organism in Eukaryota, Fungi, Ascomycota, Saccharomycetes, Saccharomycetales, Saccharomycetaceae.
AUGGUAAACUUCUAUAACAACCAGGAGAAGCCCUCAAAUUCGAACGGCGAAUUGCCUUUAAUACCAGCUGUGUUUCAAAAUUCACCAGAACUGUUAGUUAGAACCAUACCUACCGGAAAUGAGAUCAUUGAGUCGGUACACUUGACCAAGUGCUUACAGAAAUAUAGAAAUGCGCUUGCAAGUCAAUUGGACUGUUACGGGGGAAAAUGGGAUUCUAAGAUAGCCAAUUUUAGACUUGUAGUUGAAAAUAUCAUCAACUACUCAAGAAAAAACAUUUUUAAUAACGAGUACGAAAACAAGCACACUGUAGUCCCUGGCUCGUUGAUAGCGCUAGGUGCCUUUUUUGCUGGAAGCAUAGCAGUGAACAGAUCCAAUUGGGGAGCUAAGAGAAUAAUAUUUAACCAUAACUCCAGUAUUCUCGAAAAACUAUGUACAUCAUUACCGUCAAGAACAUUCUUACCAUGGGUGUUGGCAGCGGCAACCUUCAAGUGCUGGUCUCCUCAAACGUCACGGAAUCUAGUUAAUGCCACGGAAAAUGACUUAUUCCCAGACGAUUUUGUCAAAUCAUAUCACGAUGCAUGGAGGAAAUUUUACGAGGAAGGGUAUAUUGUAAAAAAAAAUGAUUUAAAACGAAAAAUCGAUCACAAGUUGCAAAGUAAUAUAAGAUAUGCAAGAGAACAGCUUUGUGAAAAGCUGAAGUAA